AUGAAUAAUCAAAAGACCAUAGCUGCGAUCCUGCAGGAGUGCAAGCAAGUGCUGGACCAGCUCCUGUUGGAAACAUCAGCUGUGUCAGAGGAGGCCAGGAGGGAGGACGAGCAGUGCAGAGCUUCACUCCCCAGCGAGUUAAGGACCCUGAUCCAGGAGGCAAAGGAAAUGAAGUGGCCCUUCGUGCCUGAGAAGUGGCAGUACAAACAAGCCGUGGGCCCAGAGGACAAAACAAACCUGAAGGAUGUGAUUGGCGCUGGGCUGCAGCAGUUACUGGCUUCCUUAAAAGUGUCCAUCCAAGCGAAGGACUGUGCGACUGCAGCAGCUAUUGUGUUCCUAAUGGACCGAUUCCUGUAUGGACUGGAUGUCUCCAGCAACCUCCUACAAGUUGCCAAAGGUCUCCACAAGCUGCAGCCAGCAACACCAAUUGCACCGCAGGUGGUUAUUCGCCAAGCCCGAGUCUCAGUCAACUCAGGGAAACUUUUAAAAGCUGAAUAUAUCCUGAGUAAUCUAAUAAACAACAAUGGUGCAACAGGUACCUGGCUGUACAGAAAUGAAAGUGACAAGAUCCUGGUACAGUCAGUCUGUAUUCAGAUCAGAGGACAAAUUUUACAAAAGCUAGGGAUGUGGUACGAAGCUGCAGAACUGAUAUGGGCCUCCGUCAUAGGAUUUUUGACACUUCCUCAACCAGACAAAAAGGGUAUUUCCACAUCCCUAGGAAUACUGGCUGAUAUCUUUGUUUCCAUGAGCAAGAAAGAUUAUGAGAAGUUUAAAAGCAAUCCACAAAUUAAUUUGACUCUCCUGAUGGACUUUGACCACCAUUUGCUGUCAGCAGCAGAAGUCAGCAAGCUCGCGGCUGCCUUCACCCCCUACACACCUUUAUUCGUGCUCACGGCUAUGAAUAUCUGUGGCACAUGCUUAUUGUCGUACAGCAGUUCUAGUGACUGUCCCCCAGAAAUGAAAAAUCUGUUCCUGUAUAAAGCUAAAGAAGCCUUUGAGAUCGGCCUUCUCACCAAGAGAGAUGACGAGCCUGUUUCUGGAAAACAGGAGCUUCACACUUUCGUCAAAGCUGCUUUCUGUCUCACCACAGUGCACCAAAGACUCCAUGGAGAGACGGAGAGCAUCCGUGCAGCAAGUCAGCUAUGUAGUGAAGCAAUGGGAAAGUUGUACACUUUCAGCACUUUGUCUGGGAGCGAGGACAGGGAAACUCUGUCUAGAGAAAUCAUGUCUGUUAUCACCCAGGUGAAGGAUCAUUUGCAAGUUCAAAGCUUCCCAAACUCGGAUGGCAGAUCUUAUGUUCCAGAGAGCUUCAUGAGUUCAUUGGAUAAAUUCAUUUUGCAUGGGCAAGUGGAUUUCCAAAAUAUCCUUGAAACCUAUUCACAACAUCAUACUUCAGUGUGUGAAGUAUUUGAAAACACCUGUAGAAACAAUCAAAAGAAACCAAAAGAUACGGGAAUCUGCAUCACUGCUCUAAAAACAGAAACAAAAACCGUCGAUACUGUGAGUGUUACUGAAGACAAGCCCCAUUUUGAAAAAGAGCCAAGAAUGUCUUCUUCCCAAACAGGAAGCAAUGGUGGGGAGAAACUCAAGAGUCUAAGAAGGAAAAACUGGCUCCAUUCUAAUGCAUUCCGAGUUUCUCUUGAUGAAGAUACGGAGACGGAGCCUGCACCACAAGAACACAGCAAUGGCAGGGGUGCUGUUUUGAACACAUCUCUGAAUGACAGCCAGAGUUCCAGUUCUUGGAGCAAGCUAUCAGAGUUUAGUUCUUCUACAAGCUGGGAGGAAGUGAAUUAUGUGGAUGAUAAGCCAGAUGGAAAAGAGUCUAACAAAGAAAAUCUUGUGGACACGCAAUGUUCUACCGCCCUGUCAGAAGAGGGAGGAAACAAUGGGGGAAACAAUGCUGGGCAUUCAUUGUCUUCAGAAGUCCAUGAUCUCUCUCUCCAGGGGUACAAGGAUGACAAUGUAGAGUAUUCUCAGAGGCAGCUGCAUAAGCACACGCCCUUGUCAACUGCCACUUAUCAUAGUAUAACAAGUAAUUCCGUGGCCUCUGGGAAAGUGUCAUUAAAAAACACUCUGGAGGGUAACCAGAAAGUCAGAAAUAAAGAGCCCAGAAAUACUUCUGUUCAUUCCAGAGCCUCACGUGGUUCUGCUUCUUUCUGCUCUAGUCCUGGUGGGUCUAAGAAUGUGCCUACUUGUCCAUUGGUCCAAGGAGAGAGAACCUUUGAAAAAAGUGCAGAAAUCAACUGCAAUCCUAAAGUUAGCCAUGGGAAAGAGAAAAGAGAAGAAAUUGUUAACAGAGUCACAGGACUUGAAUUUAAAAGUAACCCCUCCUGGGUUGACCCAGAAGGUGAAACAGCUGAAGGUCCAGAAGACGCACCCUCAGGCCUUCCUCUAGUCAUAGACGAUUCUCUGGGCAGUGGUUCCAUGAAAGCAAGCAGCUCUUUCACUCCCUGUUGGCCUGGCCAGAAUCAUAGCCUAGGAUAUGGUGGUGUUUCAACCAAAGAGCAAGACAUUGAUCCUGAUGCAUCCACAGUAGAUGAGGAGAGUCAACUACUUGGCAUCAUGGAUGUUCAAAUCACAAAUCAACAUGAUGUUCAUAGACCAUGUGCCCGGAGACCACUGCUUGGCCAGCUGGCUGAGACUCUCCAUUCUUCUGUAAACAGGAACAGCCCUUGCCCUGUCUUCAACCAGGACUGCACUACCACAGAUGAGGGGAAUGGACCUGGAAACAUGCUGAACUGCAGCCAGAACUCCAGCUCAUCCUCGAUGUGGUGGUCUAGAUCAUCUGUGUUUUCCAGUGGUUCUUCUGAGGGUGAGAGCCCAUGGUCUUUCUUGAAUUCCAGUGGGAGUUCUUUUGUUUCAUUGCCAGGAAAGACCAGGAAAGAGAUCCUUGAGGCUCGUACCCUGAAGCCCGAUGACUUGGAAAAACUCUUGGCAGGAGUGAGGCAUGAUUGGUUGUUUCGGCGACUGGAGAAUACAGGAGUGUUUAAGCCAAGUCGCCUUCACCAAGCACACAAUGCUCUUUUGUUAAAAUAUUCCAAGAAAUCUGAACUGUGGACAGCCCAGGAAACUGCUGUAUACUUUGGGGACUACCUGGAUGUGAAGAAGAAAGGAAAACAAAGAAAGGCCUUUUGGGUUCAUUAUCUUCAUCAGGAAGAAAUUUUGGGAAGGUAUGUUGGGAAAGAGUAUAAAGAACAGAAGGGACUCUGGCACCACUUCAGUGAUGUGGAAAGGCAGAUGACCGCACAGCACUAUGUGACAGAAUUUAACAAGAAGCUCUAUGAACAGAGGAUCCCAACACAGAUUUUCUAUAUUCCAUCUACAAUAUUACUGAUUUUAGAAGACAAAACAAUAAAGGGAUGUGUCAGUGUGGAGCCUUAUAUUCUGGGAGAAUUUGUAAAAUUAUCAAAUAACACGAAAGUGGUGAAAACAGAAUAUAAAGCUACAGAAUAUGGGUUGGCUUAUGGCCAUUUUUCAUAUGAGUUUUCCAAACACAGAGAUGUUGUGGUUGAUUUACAAGGCUGGGUGACUGGUGAUGGAAAAGGGCUCAUCUACCUCACAGAUCCCCAGAUUCACUCUGUUGAUCAAAAAGAUGUCUCCACAAAUUUUGGAAGGAGAGGAAUUUUUUAUUUCUUUAAUGACCAGCAUGUGAAAUGUAAUGAAAUCUGUCAACGUCUCUCUUUGACGAGGCCUACAAUGGAGGAACUUAGUAAAUCUUAG
Messenger RNA from Elephantulus edwardii (Cape elephant shrew), 3720 nucleotides. It is a transcript of the gene ALPK1, whose product is annotated as alpha-kinase 1. NCBI's taxonomy places the organism in Eukaryota, Metazoa, Chordata, Mammalia, Macroscelidea, Macroscelididae. Gene Ontology annotation, biological process: protein phosphorylation. The transcript is spliced from 13 exons. Gene Ontology annotation, molecular function: ATP binding; protein serine/threonine kinase activity. The coding region runs from base 1 to 3720 and encodes 1239 amino acids. The record is from RefSeq and is a predicted model, not a curated record.